UUCUUUGCAGCCGGUCGGACGCACGCGUCCCAUACCUGCAUAGAGCUCCCUGCAUUAUUGAGGACCGUCCCUUAUCGAACGUCGCAAUAUCCCGCGCGCACUGCACCAAGAGGGAGACGAUACCGAAAAUAAUUCACUUCACUUCAACCAAAAAUAUUAUAAAGUCCAGUACUUCACAACCAUUAAUCGAAAUGUUUGUCAAAAGAAUGCGAGCAGUAAGGUUCCUCCUCCUUCUGUGCGCACUUUGCCAUCUGACCCUGGCUUUCCCCGCCCAAACAGGAUACUCAGAAGAUGACAACCGACAACUCCAGGUCACCAUCUCCAAGGCAACCCUGAUUUCCACUGCACAGCUAGGAGGCUCCAUCACAAUCCCAUGUAUGGUGUCCCUUUCCACUGGGCCCCACUCGUCCUCCUCGCCCCCCAUCCCACCCCGGGUCAAGUGGAGCGUGUUGCAUGAUGGGGAGCAUCAGGAGACAGAGAUCCUGGUGGCGCGGGGUCAAAGGGUGAAGGUCAACGAGGCCUACGGAGAACGAGCUUCCCUGGUCAACUUUGCAGACUCGCCCGAGGACCUCUCCCUCUGGCUGGGGGAGCUGCGCUCAACAGACACAGGGCACUACCGUUGCGAGGUGCAGCAGGGCCUGGACGACGCCAGCGACUUCACACAGAUCAAGGUCAAAGGUGUGGUCUUCCACUACAGACAUGCCUCUGGUCGCUAUGCAUUUUCGUUCAGUGAGGCCCAGGCGGUGUGCGAGAGCAUUGGGGCACACAUCGCUACUCCCGACCAGCUUCUGGCAGCCUAUUACGAUGGCUAUGAGCAGUGUGACGCCGGCUGGCUCGCUGACCAAUCUGUCAGAUAUCCAAUCCAAGUUCCCCGGGAAGGUUGCUAUGGUGACAUGGAUGGUCGCCCGGGAGUGAGGAACUAUGGGACACUGGAACCAGAGGAGCUGUUUGAUGUGUAUUGUUAUGUGGAGCAUAUUGAUGGGGAGGUGUUCCAUGGCUCUGCCCCUAAGCAGCUGUCGUUGAAUGAGGCUUGGGCGUACUGCGAGAAGGAAGGGGCAGAGCUGGCUACCACAGGGCAGCUGUACAUGGCAUGGAGUGAGGGUCUGGACCGCUGCAACCCUGGCUGGCUGUCUGAUGGCAGCGUGCGCUACCCCGUCAUCACCCCUAGAGCGCGCUGUGGAGGUCCACAGGCAGGGGUCAAGACCCUGUAUCGCUACAGCAACCAGACAGGCUUCCCUGAAUCCUCCAGCCGCCAUGAUGUUUACUGUUUCAGAGGUAAUGGGAAUCCUCACACGGAUGCCCCCAUGGACUACAUGGCCACUGAACCAGAGGACAUCGGACAAGAUAUUGUUGUUCUUAUGGAGCCUGCCGAGGAGCUCCAUCUGAGCCUGGAUCCAGAGCAAGUGGAGCGAGAGGCCCAGAGUGUCCUGCAAUCCCUCCGCGUCUUCCAGUCAGCUCCUGCUCGGGAGGACUUGCAAGGAUCUCCCCCUACUUCCAUGUCAAGCACAGAGGUGCCACUCACCCGUACAGCUUCCACCCAGGAUCUCCUCCAGCCUUUUGAUGAGACUUCACUUCCUGUAGAAGAACACUACCACUCCCAGCAUCCUACUUCACUUCCCAGCACCUCCAGUGAGCCAGACUCCCUUCACGAAGGAGACUAUCACUCCCAGCAUUCUAGUUCAUUACCCAGCACAUCCAGUGAGCCAGACUCCCUUCACGAUGGAGACUAUCACUCCCAGCAUUCUACUUCACUUCCCAGCACCUCCAGUGAGCCAGACUCCCUUCACGAAGGAGACUAUCACUCACAGAAUUCUACUUCACUUCCCAGCACCUCCAGUGUGCCAGACUCCCUUCACGAAGAAAACUAUCACUCCCAGCAUUCUAGUUCAUUACCCAGCACAUCCAGGGAACCAGACUCCCUUCACGAUGGAGACUAUCACUCCCAGCAUUCUACUUCACUUCCCAGCACCUCCAGUGAGCCAGACUCCCUUCACGAAGGAGACUAUCACUCCCAGCAUUCUACUUCACUUCCCAGCACCUCCAGUGUGCCAGACUCCCUUCACGAAGGAGACUAUCACUCUCAGCAUCAUACUUCUUUACCCAGCACCUCCAGUGUGCCAGACUCCCUUCACGAAGGAGACUAUCACUCCCAGCAUCCUACUUCAUUACCCAACACCUCCAGUGUGCCAGACUCCCUUCACGAAGGAGACUAUCACUCCCAGCAUCCUACUUCAUUACCCAACACCUCCAGUGUGCCAGACUCCCUUCACGAAGGAGACUAUCACUCCCAGCAUCCUACUUCAUUACCCAACACCUCCAGUGUGCCAGACUCCCUUCACGAAGGAGACUAUCACUCCCAGCAUCCUACUUCUUUACCCAGCACCUCCAGUGAGCCAGACUCCCUUCACGAGGAAGAUUAUCACUCCCAGCAUCCUGCUUCAUUACCCAGCACCUCCAGUGAGCCAGACUCCCUUCACGAAGGAGACUAUCACUCCCAGCAUCCUACUUCUUUACCCAGCACCUCCAGUGAGCCAGACUCCCUUCACAAGGAAGAUUAUCACUCCCAGCAUCCUGCUUCAUUACCCAGCACCUCCAGCGUGCCAGACUCCCUCCACGAAGGCAACUCCAGUUUCUACCGACUCGAACUGGAAACGAGCCCAGAAUUCCCAGAGCCGUCCUACAAGCCACACAUACAUUACCAGCCGAUGUCAGAGAUGAACCCGGAGGAACCCGACUACCAGCAGUCAGGCUCUUCCAAGCACUUCCAGCCAAUGCCAGAGACCAACCUGGAGUUGGAUCAACUGGAAGCCAACUACAGCACAACAGCAGGUAACCAGAGUCAUCGGAAGAAUGCACAAGAGACUACCAACAUGGCCUUUGACCCCAUAGAGAAUGCUACCGAGGCACGUGACCCCACCGCAGAGAGAAGACACAAAGAGUCGAUCGUGGGAGAACUUGAAGAGACAUCCAUCUCGACCGAAUCCCUGGGUGAGCUUGAUCCUCACCCAGUCUGGUCUACACUCUCCCCCCACGGAAGGGCAACCUCAGUGUGGUUGCCCUUGGAUGGAUCUGGAGAUAUGCAAGAGAUUGACCUAGGUGUCCACCAGGGAAUGCACACAGACAGAUCCCCCACCUCUGAACCCUCUGACUUCACCACUCACAUGUCUGCCUCCCCUGUAGCCACCAGCAUCUCCAGUGAGCAGCAGACAGGCGUUCCGCAUUUAAGCAGCAUCUCAUCUGGACUGGAUCAUUCUGAAGGGCUGGGACUGGAUGUGUACUCCACAGUAGCUGUGUACUCCACAGUCGGCCAUCCCCCAGGAACCUCCCAGGGAACUUCCUCCGCUAGACCUGAAGGCAGCACCAGUCUAGAUUUCGAGGGUAUCGUCAAUCCAGAGAGAUUGGAACCUUCAGGAGCAGUGGAGCUGGCACCAGGGGAGUCUGAUGAGGAGCACCUGGGGUCUGGAGAGGAAAUGGCUACAACUGAGUCUCCAGACCUGUCCACCACCUCCCAGCUGCCUGUCGAGUUUACCACAAUGGGCUAUCAAACAACGGCCAUGUCCAGAAUAGAGGUGGAUCCCACAACCACGGACCCUGAAGAAGACGGAAGUGGACAUGAGCCAGGCACUGAUGAACCGUCCCUCAGAGAAAAAGUUACAGUCUUCCCCCUUGAGUCGCAAACAACCAGUUGGGAUCUGCACCGUACCACCUCUGCACCCCAAGAGUCUCAGGACGACCUUGAAUACAGCGGGGAACCCCUUUCCACCUCUUCCCAGACAGAGUUUCCAGACUCCUCAGCAGAACCUGAACGGUUUGGGUCAGACUCCUUGUCCACCUCAAGUACAGAUCCCACCGCUGCCACUAUGUCCACAUCCACCGUGUACACAUCCACAGAGUGGGCUACACGGACCUGGAGCCCCGUCACCUCCACUACACAAAGUCCCCCAGAGCCAGAGAGGGUGACGGCUCUUAUGCCCCCUGUGGAUCAUGGCAAGAUGGAUCUGGAAUUCGGCCUCACCCAGCCGCCAACCCUGCUCAUCUUGCCCAAUGAGAGAGCUGCUGUGGGCAGUUCCAGGAAGAUUUCAGAUGCCUGUCUGGAGGACCCCUGUGCCAACGGCGGCACCUGUGUCGAGAUGGGCGGGAGCACCAAAUGCCUCUGUUUGCCCAGCUAUGGAGGUGACCUCUGUCAGAUGGAUCUGGAGCAGUGUGGGGGGGGCUGGCAGAAGUUCCACGGGAACUGCUACAAGCACUUCAACCAGCGGCUGAGCUGGGAGGUGGCGGAGCAGCACUGUCGCAUGGUGGGGGGCCACUUGGUGUCAAUCAUAACCCCUGAGGAGCAGGACUUCAUUAACAAUAACUAUAAGGAGUAUCAGUGGACUGGACUGAACGACAAGACCAUCGAGGGGGAUUUCCGCUGGUCCGAUGGCAACCCAUUGCUCUAUGAGAACUGGUACAGGGGCCAGCCUGACAGUUACUUCCUGUCUGGAGAGGACUGUGUGGUGAUGGUGUGGCAUGAUGCCGGGCGCUGGAGUGAUGUGCCCUGCAACUACCACCUGGCCUACACCUGCAAGAAAGGCACCUCUUCAUGUGGCCCUCCCCCCAAAGUCCGGAACGCAUCUGCGUUUGGCAGAAUCCGCCAGAGGUACGAGACAGACGCCAUUGUGCGCUACUACUGUGCCCAGGGCUUCCAGCAGAGACAAAACCCUCUGGUCAAGUGCCUGCCAGGUGGAAAGUGGGAGGAGCCCCAGAUCCUCUGCAUUCCUGGGGCAGGAAACACAGCACAGGUAGCAGGAGUAACAUCACCAACAACAGGAAACCAGGAGCUGACUGAAGAGGAAUCAUAAA
This is a messenger RNA of Oncorhynchus tshawytscha (Chinook salmon), 4842 nucleotides long. RefSeq names its product brevican core protein-like. The transcript has 14 exons. The coding region runs from base 192 to 4841 and encodes 1549 amino acids. Gene Ontology annotation, biological process: cell adhesion. Gene Ontology annotation, molecular function: hyaluronic acid binding. NCBI's taxonomy places the organism in Eukaryota, Metazoa, Chordata, Actinopteri, Salmoniformes, Salmonidae. The record is from RefSeq and is a predicted model, not a curated record.